AAAAAAAAAAAAAAAAAAAAAAAACACCACUAGAGGUCCCCAUACCAUCCAGAACAUAAUUCUGUCUGGCUGCAGCAUCAUCUUUAUCCCAGCUGAAGCACAGGCUGGGACAAAAGUCCAGGAAGUAAGGGCGGCACUAGCACUCCUCUGUGCUCACUCCUGUCCUAUCAGACUGCUGCAUGAAAACAGAGAGGAGGGGGUUACAGAACAGGCUGUAUUGAUUGGAUGAAGAGACCCAGCAGAGCACAGCAGAUUCGGGGAGGAUGAUGAGUCAUUCAGAGUGAGAACACGCCCCCUCCAAAGCACAGAAUGGCAAACCAUGUGAGCGACAGAUAGAAGAAAUUAUGGCUUAUCAGACUGCAACAUGGAAAAAGAGGGGAGAAGGUUACAGAGCAGCCUGCAGUGAUUGGCUGGAGAGACCCAACACAGCAGACUCAGGGAGGAAGAUAAGUCUUGUAGAGUGAGGACCCAGAGCACAGAAUGACUAACCAAGUGAGGACCCAGAGCACAGAAUGACAAACCAAGUGAAACAACAGAAAGAAGAAGCAGAACAACAAAAAAUGAUGCCGAUGUCUUCUCCGCUGCCGGGCGCUGGUGGCAUCCAAUGGAACCCAUCACAGAAGCUUCUAAACUGCUCCCUGUAUGAAAGAUGUGACUUUGAAACAAAUUUAUGUGGAAUGUCAUCUGAAGGAUGGGUCCGUACCAAUGGGUUAGAAGUUGGAAGUUCACUUUUUGAUCAAAAAAAUAACAUUACAGCUCAUUUUCUGAUAUUCACACCAGAAAGUGCCCCUAGUGCCCAAGCCAUCUUAAGAAGUUUGAAUUUCCUUCCGACUGAUGAUCAGAUUUCUUGCCAGCUGAGGAUGUACUACUACCUCACUGACGGUAGUGCUGCGCUCACGGUGGGACUGCAAAUUCCAACUCAAGAUCAAGUUAAUGACAUUUGGAAGCAGGACGUGAGCCAUAAAAAGGAGUGGAGAAGGGAGGUCAUUACUAUUAGCAGCUCCCAGCCAUUUCAGGUUAUCAUCAGAGGUGUUUUCUUGGGUAGUGGCACAUCAGAGUCCAUUGCCAUCGAUGACAUUUCUUUCAGUGAAGGCUGCAGACCAGCUAAUGAAAUGAUCUUGUCCUGUGAGUUCAGUGCGGACACUUGCACGUGGACCUCCGAACCAUCUUUCGGACACAUCCCCUGGAGACACACAAGUGAAGAGAGCGCGCCAAACUUUAUGUCUAUACAAAACUACAGAGGACAUUUUCUGUUUGUUGAUGGGAACCCCGACAAUUUGCAGAAAAGGGCUUAUUUAAAAAGCUCACCGUUUCACAGGAGCAAAGGAAAUAGCUGCCGCCUCCACUUUUAUUACAUGAUUGAGAAAGACAACAGUCUGAGGCUUCUGCUCUACUCGGAUGAGAAAGAAAUAAUACUUUUUGAACAAGAUAUGACAACUAAAGGCCAAUGGGUGGAAGGGGAAGUCUGUCUGCCUGAGAGCCCAGAACACUUGCAGCUUGCUUUUGAAGGAACAGUAAGGAGCAUCGACGGGUUCAUCGCGUUGGAUGGAUUAAAUAGUGCUGGCUGCAAAGAAUAUUCUGGAAUCCAAAAUUCUACCAAUGGGCCAUGCUUCAACAGGGAGUCGAUAAGUAAUUUUCCAAGUGACUUCAGCAAUGGCAAUGAAGAAACAGCUUCCAAGAGUUUUAACACAUGUGACUUUGAGUCUGGUUUUUGCAAUUGGAAGCCUCUUAAUACCAAUGGUUGGGUCUGGAAAAUAACUAAUGGAAACACAAAAAGUCAUGUACAGCUUGGUCGAGACCAUACAACUGACAGGGAAUAUGGACACUUCACAUACUUUAGUGCGGACUUCAUUCAGGGAGAAAACGUUCCAUCAUCACAGCUGGAAGGGAACUUCUUGGUGAAGUCUUCUGGAGAAUCUCAAUGCCAGAUGCAGUUUUGGUACCAGAUGUGGGAAUCCUCUAAAAUAUCAAUAUUCAGAAGAAAAUUACCUAAUAAUGGAUUGGAACUACUGCAUGAGAUCACUGACCCUAGUGACAACAACUGGACUGAGGCCACUGUACCUAUCAAGAGUGAUUCACCGGACACUGCUCAGAUCGUUCUGGAAGCCUCGCUUUUCUCACCUCAGGCCUUAGUUGCUAUUGAUGACAUCAGUUUUUCUCAGCAUUGUGUCACCAAUAACACAUUUUCAGGUAAAUCAAAGGAGCCCAUAUUUCUUCACUGUCCGUCUGACUUUUCUUGCGGAGAUGGGACCUGCAUACCAUGGAAGAAGCGCUGUGAUUUUACAAAGGACUGCGCCAAUGGCAUUGAUGAGAAUUUAUGUCCUGCUAAAUGUGACUUUGAAUCAGACGACUGUGGUUGGCAUGAGGUGCGCUACUUUGAUUUCUUUGACUGGGUCCGGCACUCUAGAAGCAGCUUACCAGAAACAUUUCUCUCCCAAGCCCCACCUUUGGACCAUACCACUAAUUCCACUGAAGGGCAUUUCAUGUUUAUUCAGAGGAAGGCUAGUAACUUCAGUCAGAUGGCAGAGCUCAGGAGUCCGAGGUUCAGUCAAGCAGGACAAGGCUGUUCUAUGACCUUCUGGUUUUACAACUAUGGAUCAUCAGUGGGAGCAACAGAAAUACUUUUACACGUGGAUAAUGAGCGAGCGCCCACUGUGCUAUGGAGAACUUACUUUAACCAAGGGAAUCAGUGGUUGAAGGCGUUCAUUCAGCUUGAUCGCCUGUCCCAUCCGUUCCAGUUGUCGGUGUAUAAAAAGAACAUGGGCUACUAUGAAGGGGUGUCGGCCAUUGACGAUAUUGUGUUUGAAAACUGUUCACUCCCUACUGCUGUCCAGAGCUGCAGCAGGGCCGACCUCUUCUGGUGUAGGGACACGAAGGCUUGUAUAAGCAGCUUACUGGUGUGCGAUCUUAUUGAUGAUUGUGGAGAUGGAUCAGAUGAAAUCAAUUGCACAUCUGAAUUACAGUGUGACUUUGAAGACGGAUUAUGUAACUGGACACAAGACACCGAUGAUGACUUUGACUGGAAAAGACAUCAAGGCCAGACACCAACUCUUGACACUGGACCCAUGAAAGACCAUACUAUGGGCACAGCCAAAGGGCAUUACCUCUACAUUGAGACAUCAGAACCUCAGCUGUACAGAAACCAAGCCAUCUUACUAAGUCCUGAAAUAGAAGCUACAGUUAAUAAUGGAAAUAAAACUUGUAUUUUUCGCUUCCAUUACCACAUGUUUGGAAGGCAGAUUUAUUCCUUGGCAGUCUAUAAAAGGACCAUGAGGAACACUAGAGGACUAUUACUGUGGCAAUCAUUUGGAAACAAAGGAAACCGAUGGUUAAAGAAAAUUCUCUUCAUAAACAGUUCUGUGCCAUUCCAGUUAUUAAUUGUAGGCAUGGUGGGCGAUGGAUUUACCGGGGACAUUGCCAUUGAUGACCUUUCCUUCUUUAACUGCACUUUGCAUCCAGGUGCUCUGCCAACUUGGUCACCAAUUCCCUUGCAAACGUCUACCGAGGCCACACUUCCUGUCCACAAUUGCUCGGUGGAGGAACAUGUCUGCAGGUCAACAGGGCAUUGUAUACCCAUCACCAAGCUGUGUGAUUUCAGAGAAGACUGUCUAGACGGCUCUGAUGAAGACAACUGUGUUUCAGAGUACUGUGACUUUGCAAACGGGAGUUUAUGUAAGUGGCUCCAGUCUGGAGCAACCUAUUUCCGUCAGGAUGCAGCAUUUCAGUGGAGCGUUGGUCAAGGAAUCACUAUUGUUCCAGGAGAAGAGGGGCACAGGCCUUUAGAGGACCAUACCAUGUCCACAGAUGAAGGCUGGUAUUUAUAUGCUGACAGCUCCAAUGGAGAAUUUGGCCAUACAGCUCAUAUCAUGACUCCUUUCAUAUCCCAAACUGGACCCAAGUGUAAGCUGACCUUCUGGACCUACAUGAAUGGAGGGACUGUGGGGUCAUUACAGGUUCUUCUUAGAUUCAUCAAUGUGACGUAUGAAGUUUGGUUCCAAAGUGGAAAACAAGGAGAUAGGUGGAGAAGAGCGGAAGUUCACUUGGGAGCAUUGUCUAACUUUCAGAUCGUCCUUCAAGCCAAACGUGGAGUAAGUUACGUAGGAGACGUCUGUGUGGACGAUAUUUCUUUUGAAGACUGUUCGCCGGUGGUGUUAGACGACAAGCCAUGUACAUCAGAGGAGUUCAUGUGCUCCAACAAGUACUGCAUCCCCAAGAAGAAUAUGUGUGACCUAGUCAAUGACUGUGUGGAUAACUCUGACGAGGACCACUACUUAUGCAACUCUUAUCUUGGACGUUGUGAUUUUGAAUUCGAUCUUUGUGAUUGGAAGCAGAGUCAGACCGAUAAUUUUGACUGGAGUGUACGAGCUGGGAGCACCCCGACUGUUGGCACCGGCCCAGUGACCGAUCACACUCUGCAGAAUCCCUCUGGGUUUUAUAUUUUUAUAGAAGGGUCAUUUCCACAUUUUCCAGGCCAGGGAGCUAAACUUUCUGGGCCAGUAAUAAGCAAAUGGAGCCGAAACUGCACGAUCAUCUUUUACUUCCACAUGUAUGGAGAGGGCAUCGGUUCUCUGACCAUAUCUCAGGUGACAAUAGGUGGGCAGGAGAACCUUCUCUUAAACUUGACUGGAGAUCAGGGAAAUUUCUGGCAGAGAAGAGAGAUACCGCUUCAUGAUCUGGGACACAAUUUCUUCAUCACUUUUGAAGGAAAGGUUGGCAAAGACCAAAGAGGAGAUAUAGCGCUCGAUGAUAUUGUCCUCACGAAUGAGUGUAUUCCAUCCUCUGCAUUUACCCCAAGUUCUCCAAAGCAUAGACCUGGGAAAGAUACUUGCCAAAAUGGAUUUUUGGAAUGUCAAAAUAAAAAAAAGUGCUACAGGCCAGAAAAGUUGUGUGACUUUGUGGAUGACUGCGGGGACAAUACAGAUGAAAUACAAUGCGGCACAUCAUGCACCUUUGAAAAUGGCAUGUGUGGGUGGAAAAACUCCAUGGCUGAUAAUUUUGACUGGAUUAUGGGUGGGCAUUCAUCUCAGUCUCUGAGACCUCCCAUGGACCACACACUUGGAAAUAAAGAUGGUCACUUUCUGUACCUGGAGACAUCUUACGUUGGUUUACGUGGUGAAAAAGCUCAUCUGAGAAGCUCCAAGUGGAAGGAGUCGGGGAGGGAUUGCAUGCUGACGUUCUGGUACUUCAUGUCAUCGAAAGCUACUGGACAAAUACGAGUUCUUAUAAAAACUGAAAACAACCUAAUGAAGCUAUGGGGAGAAUCCGAGAAUCACGACGGCAAAUGGAAUAAAGUGGAGAUUCAUUUGGGAAAGUUUAGACACUUUGAAGUCAUAUUUGAAGGUCUACGAACAAGAGACUUUGGUGGAGGAGCGGCCAUUGAUGACAUUGAGUUUGUGAACUGUUCCACAUUUGGAGACGAGCCUGGAAAAUGCCCAGAAGAUACAGAUUUCAUAUGCAAAAACCAAAAAUGUAUUGAAUCCCACCUAGUCUGUGACUACAAGCCGGACUGUGAGGACUCUUCGGAUGAAGCUGACUGCGGUGAGUACAUCAAUGUUCCUGGGAGCUGCAAUUUUGAGCAUCCAGACCAGAUGAAUUUUGGAUGUGAUCUCUCACAAGACCAUACAGAUGACUUCAACUGGACGGUACAAGACCGAGUCAAACGGCAUCUAAACAGCGACCACACUCCAGGUAAAGGAAGAUUCUUUCUCUAUGCCAAUGCAGUCAAGCAAAAGGAUGGAGAUACAGCACGAAUAUUUACCACUAAACAUUUUCCUGCCACCAGUGAGAAGUGCCGAGUACGGUUUUGGUAUUACCUGGUUGGGCCUCCACAGUCUGGGAUGUUAAAGGUGUAUAUAAUCACUGAAUAUGGACUGAAUAUUCUUCUGUGGUCGGCGACCGAGAGCAUGGAGCAAAGGUGGAUGUACAGCAGUGUCAUUCUGGCUAGCAACACUCCAUUUCGGGUGACGUUCGAAGCUCAAGUAGGGGUCAACAAAAAAGUUGACAUUGCUUUGGAUGAUAUAUCAUUUACAUUAGACUGCUAUGAAGAAGGACCAUUGAUUCCGCAGCCUUCCUGCCCUCCGGAUUUAUUCACCUGUACGUAUAGAAAGGAAUGUGUCCCCUUAUCAGCAAAAUGUAAUGGAACAGAAGACUGCACAGAUGGUACAGAUGAGAUCCUCUGCCCUACUUCAUCUCCUAGCACCAGCCCUGAAAUACGCUGCGGCGCUACACAGUUCCAGUGCUUUGAUAAAUGCAUCCCAUUGAUUAUGCGGUGUGACGGGGUGAUAGAUUGUCUGUUGGGGGAUGAUGAAAAGACCUGCGCGACAAUGGUUGUUGUCAAUGGCUCUGUGUUUUGCGCCUCCUCUAACACCUGGGUAACUCCUGAACAGCGAUGUGAUGGAUCGCCAGACUGCAGUGACCUUAUUGAUGAAUCCGGCUGUUCAGAAUGUCCCAUUGGAUACUGCAGAAAUGGAGGAAAAUGUGAACUAGAGAAUAACGUUCCAGUAUGCAGAUGCAAAAAGAAAUGGCAGGGAACAAGAUGUCAUAUCAGCUCUCCCGAAAUUUCUCCUCACAUACCAGAAGCUGAUUCCAUGGGUCUGUGGAUUGGUAUUAGUAUAGGAAUAACAUUUCUAUUGACGGUUAUUAUUGUCUUCUUUUGUUACUUCUGUAAAAGGAAACAUAAAGGCGAUAUUACCAGUGGGUUUUCCAAUCCAAAUUAUGCAGGAAGCAGCACGACUUCACAGAACGAGUUUUGUGAAGCAGUUCCUCCAAAUGUUCAAAUCAGUGUUUUUCCAUGGAAAUCGACUCAUGAGGAUUAUCGGAAAGAGCUGAAGCCCUGCGGAUUCUCCAACCCUCUAUAUGGCGAAAAAGAAUAAAACCUGUAAUUUUAAUGUCACAGUCAUCUUGUGGCGUGCAGAAAUUUCCUAGAGAUAAAUUAUAAUAUCAUUUACAGCGCCAGCGAUUGUUAAUGUAAAUACCACCUGCUGUUCCAGACAGACAAAGUAGGUAAUAAAUGGUUUCUGCGUGGUGGAUAUUAAUACACGCCACCGGCUCGCGGGUAAUAGCAUCAGUGAAUGGAUGUGUUACUGGCAGAUAGUUUCUCAGGGAAACAUUACCACAUGGAAUAAAUUCAUCUCCCUUUAUAUUGGUUCUAUACACGUCAAAAAUCGAAUCAUUAUGGCAG
Hyla sarda is the source of this 7180-nucleotide messenger RNA. It is a transcript of the gene MALRD1, whose product is annotated as MAM and LDL receptor class A domain containing 1. Lineage: Eukaryota; Metazoa; Chordata; Amphibia; Anura; Hylidae. Gene Ontology annotation, molecular function: protein binding. Gene Ontology annotation, cellular component: membrane. The transcript is spliced from 43 exons. The record is from RefSeq and is a predicted model, not a curated record. Bases 513 to 6872 code for a protein of 2119 amino acids.